This is a messenger RNA of Menidia menidia (Atlantic silverside), 231 nucleotides long. Lineage: Eukaryota; Metazoa; Chordata; Actinopteri; Atheriniformes; Atherinopsidae. The record is from the annotation of a GenBank genome assembly.
CUGGAACAUCUCCAGUCAAAGUACAUCGGUACGGGUCAUGCUGACACCAGCAAGUGGGAAUGGCUGGUCAACCAGCACCGUGACUCUUACUGCUCCUACAUGGGGCACUUUGACCUGCUCAACUACUUCUCUGUCGCUGAGAAUGAGAGCAAAGCCCGCGUCCGCUUCAAUUUGAUGGAGAAGAUGCUUCAGCCGUGCGGUCCACCCGCAGACAAGCCUGAUGAUGCUUAG